Messenger RNA from Eruca vesicaria subsp. sativa (arugula), 1131 nucleotides. Lineage: Eukaryota; Viridiplantae; Streptophyta; Magnoliopsida; Brassicales; Brassicaceae. The record is from the annotation of a GenBank genome assembly.
AUGGAAGGUCAAGGGGAAGAGAUCACGAAGAGUGACAAUGAAAGAAGGGAGGUUUCUUGGGAUGAUGAUCUUCCUAGUGAUCUCAUCAUGGAGAUAGUCUCGUGGAUUUCGCCUAAGGAUGCUCCUAGCAUGUGGAGCGUCUCCAAAAAAUGGAGUGAAGCUUUAUGGUCCACUUCUAUUGCGAAUCCCUGUAUCCUGUUUAUGUCACCGGACUCUCGUAACAGUACGAGACGGCUUUGGUUCCAUACCGUUCUUCAAAAUCAGCCAAUUCAAAAGUGGAAUGAAAACAAGAUCGAUAUGCCUCUGAUCGCUUGUCCCUUACAAUAUAUGUCCCCGCAGUCUGUUCGUGGUUGGAUUUGUUGUCACGACAAAAAAGGCAAAUCGGCCAUGUUAAACCCUACUAGGGGAGUAUAUAGGAUGCUACCGAAGGUACUCGAACUAGAUGCUUGUGCAGAAACGCAUUUCCAUCUAGGAUACGAUCGGGAAAGGCGUGUGUUUAAGGUAUUGUGCAUAAUUUCACGAGGAACCAGGAAGGGUCUUCGAAUCCUCAAUCUACGAGAUGAAAAUAUGCAUUGGAGUGAAGUUCACGACCCUAGUCAUGCUUUUGAAUCCCCUCCUCCUAGUGACCACUCCGCAAUAUGCUUGGAUGGAAAGAUUUAUUUGCCAUGCGACUACCCAUUCAAUAGAGUAGCUUGCUUCGACCUCCAGACAGAAAAGUUCGAGAUUAUUAAGGGAAUACCGGAUUGGAUCAAGGGUUAUGACAGGCUCAUAAAGGUAAAUGGAAGUGUAGCUUUUAUCAUCAGAGACACUCGUACAGGCACAAGUUCCAUAUGGACUCUAGACACAGCUACACGAACCUGGUCGAGACGCUACGUGAUUCCUCCGCUACCUCCACACUCUCCCAACACCACGUACACCUGUCUCGGUACCAUUGGAGGUACCAAUAAAUUUCUUUUAAUCCCUUCUACUCCUUUAACGGAGCCGCUCCAUAUGAUUUACUACGAUCCCGAAACAACAGAUACACCCCAGAAGAUUUUUAUCGACUGCCAAACCUCUCCUCCUUCUAGGCAUAUUGUCGCCAGCCUAGAUUUUUUGGAGACGCCAAACUUCAGGUCGAAGCUUGGAAAUUAG